Ectocarpus sp. CCAP 1310/34 is the source of this 13980-nucleotide messenger RNA. The record is from the annotation of a GenBank genome assembly. Lineage: Eukaryota; Phaeophyceae; Ectocarpales; Ectocarpaceae.
AUGCUCGAAAGAGAUAUUGUUCUUAGCCUCCAGGCUGGCGAGCACAAUGUGGUGGUAGAAUGGCGCAAGUGGGGCUCGUACAUUCGAGCUUGGAGAAACUCGCCCUCCUUCUUGGACGGGUUCGCCAUGUCGCGCUUCGUCGUUGCUAUGGGAGAGCGCUUCGACGUGGUGUCACAAAAUUUUCUCACUCCGGUUGUCCUCAAAGACCCUCUGAACGAAUGGCACACGGUAGGAGGAAAGCAGCUCGAGUUCUAUCUUCAUGGCCCAGCCACAGCGCUCUUCACUUAUGGACUGCCUGUCACGCAGUAUGGCCAUCCAACUUUUGACUCUUGGUCGUGGGAACGCUGGAGCUCUAUCCAAGCGCGAUUGCUGGUCGAUGGGGUGCCGUACAGGCAUUCUGCGAGCCAGCUAGAUGGGUCACAGCGAGCGGUUGGCGAACUUCGAGGUUUGCUUGUCGUGAGUUUGGCUUCUGGUAGCCACACCGCGGCGCUUCAGUGGAAAGCUGACAGUACCCACGGAUCGGUGCCGUGGUACGUGCUGAACGGCGUAGGCGGUUUUUUUCAGGGAGGAGAGGAGCUCUUGGUUCUGGUUAACGCUGAGAAUAACCAGCCGGAAGUUAUUUUGCCGUCGGGCCCUUUCAGUGUCAACGAGGACGAAGAGACAUAUAUCUCUGGCGCACGCGUUUCAGAUGUCGAUAUGGAAGUUUCGGCCAACUACGAGCUUGCUGUUCGAUUGUCGGUCGAGCAAGGGGUUGUGUCCCUCAAUGGCACUGAUGGACUCGGUUUCAGCGUUGGCGACGGCGUCGAGGAUGAGCUCGUAUACUUUCACGGGUCCGCUGCCAAUGUCGGUAAUGCUUUGGGAAGCAUAUCAUACCGAGGUCACUUCAACUGGUACGGGAAUGAUACGCUGACUCUGACAGUGAAUGACCAGAUGUAUCUUGGGGCAGGAGAAGCCAAAUCCGAUACAAAGCAGGUCAUCAUUACUGCGGUGUCAGUCCCAGAUGCUCCUGAGAUUGUGAUUCCCACGAGCCCUGUCGUUGAGGAAGACGGUGAGCUCAUCCUCAGCGGUUUAGGCAUGUACGACGCUGACGUGUCCAGACCUGGUGACGAAGGGCUGCUCUUCGACGUUUGGCUUGAGGCUGUCUCUGGGCGGCUCUCGUUGAAUGGAACAUCGGGGAUUUCCGAUCGCUUCGUGUACUUCACGGGCACUCUUGCGAACAUCAACGAAGCCGUUGGUCUGCUCACAUAUGUACCAGAUGAAGACUUCAACAGCCAUCAGCACGCAGAGCUCUUGACGGUCUCGAUAUGGCAAAUAGAAUCCAGCGAAGCCAAGACCAUGCUUCUUCUGACAUCCGUGCGCCUGCUACCGAACUCUCCUUUGGUGCCCUACUACCCAACGAAGGUCGUCGGUGUUCUACCUGUUAUGGUGGAUGCGGUCAAUGACUCUCCAAAAGUGGUCACCCCGCAUCAUCACGUGAUGAAGCUUGGUGCGUUUGGGAUCUGGAAUCAAUACCUCCAGACUCAGACAGGAAUGUCGGCGACCACAGGCAACCUAACGGUUGGAAUAUUGACCGACACGGCAUCCGGGCAAAUCAUGCUCCAUGGGAUUGACACCGAGAAUGUAUCCCUCCAGGUGGUGGAUGGGGCGACGUAUGGGAUGGAGAUCGUGUUGACCGGAAGUGCAGAGGAUCUGACGUCACAGCUGGCGCAGGCAGAGUUGAUGUACACCAGAAGCCCAGGUUAUGACGGCCCAGACGCUUUUCAGGUCAGCGUUGGGGACGGAAGCCUUGCAGGAAUCGAGCGGUCUGUGUUCGAGGUUAGCUUAUACCGUAUGGGAGACCCAGAUGCCACGAUGCCGUCUCCAAGAAUCAUCUCGGUAGAGCCCAAUCAGAUAAGCCCCGAAGGUCGCGACACGGUUUCGAUUUUUGGCACUUUUUUCGAUACAUUCCCUGAUCCUUCGGCCACGGUGUACGUGCAAUUUGGAUCCAGCGAACCAGUGGUUGGUGACGUGGUGGGUAGUACCGAAAUUGUUUGUACGGCACCACCGACAACCUCCAGCAGUACCUAUUCGGAGGGUGUUCAAGGCUACUUCGUGUUCGUAAAGCUCACGAACCUCGUGAACUUCUGGAGCAAUGCUGUCCCACUUUUCGUCGAGAUUCAGCCGGAAGUCUUGUCGAUAUGGCCAGAUGCUGGUCCCGCUUGCGGAGGGACCAGCGUGUCGGUUAUCGGACGAAAUUUUCUUCCGUCAGAGUCUUUGAUGUGCGUGUUUGGCGAUGGCAAUGGCAACGCGUCAACUCUGGCCAGUUGGCGUUCUUCUGACCUCCUGGAGUGUGUUUCACCAUCAUGGGCGUUGCCGCAUGGAGAAGACGGCGUCAUCGUCCCGUUCGUUGUGAGCACGAGCAGGGAGCAGGGCCAGCAAUCGGCCGCUUCCUUCCGCUUCGUCGCCUCUAUUACUGUUGAAAGCGUUUCGCCCGAAACGGGUUCAGCAGAAAGCUGGACAAACGUUACGAUUUCCGGCGCACAUCUCAACGGCUACGAUCUUACUUGCGUCAUCGGGGGCCAUGAAGUACUACCCGUAGUUCAGGAGGAUGCCUAUCUCCAAUGUACUGUACCACCCCGUGGAAUUCCACUUGAACGCACCUUCAGAAUAACGGUAGCAUCAACGAUUGGUGCUCCUGGGAUUGAGCACUCCGAUCGAUACGAGGUGGUUGACGCCGACCUCGCGACUGUGAGCGAGACUUUGGAUUCCAUCAGCCAGGUCCAGCCAGGGCUUGGCCCGGGGACUGUCGUUCUUCCGCUUGUGCGUGGUCACCAGUAUUGGCUGGACCAAAGCGAUGAAUCUAACUUUGGACAUCCGAUAGCGUUUUCGUCCGACCCGAGAGGGGUCCACGGUUCCGGUGGAAAAGCUUGGACCAAGGGUGUGCAGCGGCUUGCUUUGUCUGGGGGAACACAUGCCGGUAGCCCCGUUGGUACAAACGGGGCAGGAGCGGGCGUGGUGAGCUUCCUCGUGCCAAUGGAUGCCCCAGAUGUCCUCUACAUGUACUCGGAAGCAUCCCCUGGGCUGGAGCACGGCAUCGCUGCGAUCGUUACUGACCAUGUUGAACACACAUUUGUCAGGGUUGUUGCAACCCAUGGGUCUGCCUGCGAUCCUGCCGUUCACCCUUUCAGGUACCAUUCCGUUUCCAUCGAGAACGCAGUUUCAAUGGCGCAAGAUACACGCGUAGUGCUGGCGGGGAGGGGUUUCGUCAAUAGCACUCGGUUGGCAUGCAAGAUCGGCGACGCCGAUCCGGUUUCGGCAUUUUUUUCUUCUUCUACCGAGAUCAGCUGUCCUGAUCCUGGACCCUUCGCGGAUGAAACUUCCACCGUGGUCAAGGCUACCGUGGACGGAAUCGAUUUUUCCGCGGCGAGUGCCUUGUUCACCCACAGUCGGAUCCCAUAUGUGUUGUCAAUCCGUCCCACAACAGGGCCACAUCGUGGCGGUACCUCCGUAUUCCUGUCCGGAGCACACUUCCCCAAUUCUGGCCGACUUGUUUGCAGCUUCGGUGGGUUGCUUGUACCUGCGAGAUGGCUGUCAGGGGAGCUCCUACACUGUGUGUCCCCAGCAACGCCCGAAACUGGUGCAGUCGUUGUUCAAGUGUUUGCGGCUGGAGGCGUGUUUGCUUCGGAGGGGCUGGACUUCUUGUUCUACAGAACGGCAGUGCUAGCGGCCAUUCCGAGAGUGGGACCUAGGGGUGGUGGCACCCCGGUGUCAAUUCAUGGCGAGGGAUUUGAAAAAUCUGGAGAAUAUGUGGUGCGUUUCGGGCUGUUGUAUGCCCAGGCCAUUUUCGUGACCUCGUCCGAAAUACAGUGCCGCACACCAGGACAGCUGAACGCCGGCGAGGUAGAGGUUUCGGUCACCGUCAAUGGCAUCGACGUUGACACCGGUUCCGACGCUGUUUUCACCUACACUGCGCCAGCCACCUUGGCGUCCAUUGAACCCUCUUGGGGACUCAAGGACGAUGAGACAACUAUCAUCCUGCACGGCAGCGGGUUUGCGAAUACCUCCGAGCUUGCCUGCUCCUUCGGUGGGAGUGGAAUGCGGUUUGUCGCAUCGUUUAUAUCAACACGGCAUGUUUCAUGCACAGUUCCCGUCGGAAUCGCCGAGGGUGAAUACGACGUGGAUGUGACGACCAACGGGCAAGAGUUCACUAGGAGUGGUGCCAAGUUCAGAGUGGAGGAGGAGCCGACCAUUUUGUCAAUUUUUCCGAACAGUGGCCCAACCUGGGGGGGAGAAGCAGUGCAUGUGAAAGGCUUCAACUUCAAGCGUACCUCGCGGCUUGGGUGCUUAUUUGGAUCAACAGCCGUAAAUGCUCGUUGGGAGUCGUCGACGAGCUUGUGGUGUGUCUCGCCUACUGGAGACACAGGCCACAGUGUCCCAUUCACUGUCACCCUCAACGAUCGCCCGUCCUCUUCUGAGGCACACUUGUUUAUGUUCCGGGAUUACUCUGCAGAGUGCGUGACCGGCCCCAAGAGCGCUCCAAUUGACCUUUUGGUGGCCGACAGAAACCAAACUCUGGAGGAAGCGUUUGGGCAAUUCUAUAGUGCAGACAUCACGGGAGAAUCUUUCCAGGGAACUGUUUUUCCGGGCAACGCCCGUUUCAUUUCGGAGUCGGAGAUGCAAGAUGGAUGCGAAUCCCACGACGAUUCCACUGCAGGCGCAGACUUCGUCCAGGGAUAUGCGAACAACAACGCCAGAAAUCGCGACGCAACUGUCCUGCGCGUAGUUCCUGAUAGUGGCUCCUACGCCGGAAACACUACCGUUCUUGUUGUUGGCACCAACUUCAUCGAUACUCAAAACAUCGAGUGCAUGUUUGGUGCAUCAGUGGUUCCGGCCCGCUGGCUCUCUCCGGCCCUGUUGAGUUGCCUUUCAGCCCCUGGGGAUGCACCAGGCAGGGUUCCUUUCAAUGUCGCCGUGAAAGGCGUGGCCUCGAGUUCUUCGUCUCUCGUCUUCUCGUACAAAGGUUUCCCUACUGUGAUCAACAUGCUGCCGUCAUUGGGGCCCGUUCAAGGAGGCACGAUCGUUUCAUUUCGAGGGGACGGAUUCGUAUUCUCAAGCGGUUUGAGGGCGCGCUUCGGAGACACUGUCGUUCCAGUCACGUUUGUCAGCCAGGGAGAGCUAGCGUGCACUUGUCCGCCUUCCUUUGCUGGAGACGUCACCGUGCUUGUCAGCGACCAUGACCAGGCUUUGAGCAGUGUCAACAAGUUGAUUUUCACGUACACAGGCAAACCGGUAAUUGAAGGUCUCAAACCAUCCCGUGGAAGCGUCGCCGGAGGCGAGAAGGUGAGCGUCCGUGGACGGCACUUCGCGAACAGUACGGAUCUAGCAUGCAUGUUCGGUGAAGCCGGCCUUGUUUCGGCCAGGUUUGAGUCGGACACAGAGAUUGUAUGCGACACGCCGGGCUUCGUCGGGGAAAUGGUUCAAGAGUUGGAGAUCACCAUCAACGGCAUCGACUUUACAUCUGAUGGAAACAUUUUCACGUUCACCGGGGCACCUGCCGUUCUUUCUGCUACUCCAGACAGUGGGAGUGCCAGUGGUGGCACAGUUGUCGUCGUAGAGGGGGUCAACUUCGUCGAUUCCAGUGAUCUUUCCUGCCACUUCGGUAGCUCGUCAGUGUCGGCACGAUGGAUUUCGUCGCAAGUCGUUCAGUGCGUGACCCCUCCAGGCGUUCCUGAUACGACCGUUCCACUGGCGAUCUCUUUUGUCGAGGGUCAGACAACUAUCGGUGGUGCAGAAUUCUACUUUUUUGCACAACCCACCAUUCAAGGGUUUUCUCCUAUGCAUGGCAGCAUCCACGGUGGAACUACGUUGUCGAUAUUUGGAGCCGGAUUCUGGUUUUCGGGUGAACUUCGUGUUCGUUUUGGGAGAACAGAUGUUCCUGUGACGUUUGUGAGCCCUUCUGAGCUGCGGUGCAAUUCACCAGCGACACCAUUCCCUGGGCUGGCUACCAUACUCGUGUCUGUAAACGGCGUGGACUUCUUUGGGCGAGAUGACGCGGAAUUCAACUACGUGAUCCCGACAAGAGUGAUCACUGUCUCACCUCGGGAAGGACCGCAAACUGGUGGGACAACAGUAUCUGUCAGCGGGAGUGGGUUCAGGAUGGGCUCCGGACUGGGCUGUAUGUUCGAUGGAGAGAAUGCCGCAGCGACGUAUCAUUCAGAGACACUAGUUAGUUGUGUCACGCCCCCAGCCAAGAAGGACCGUCAAGUGGUCGUCACUGUUGUAAACGGCGGACCAGAGCAUGCUGCGGAAGGCAAAGUGUUUAUUUACGGCGGAGGAGCCAGCAUUUCAUCGGUACACCCCGACAGUGGCCCAGUUUCAGGUGGAACACUCGUUCACGUCGACGGUUUUCACUUCGUCCAUGCGCAACAUAUUCGGUGUGUGUUUGGUACUCAGGUCGUACCUGCGCGCUGGGUUUCCUCCACUCAAGUAGUGUGCACAUCACCUCAAGCAAGCGAGGCGCAAGGAGUGCCGUUUGCCCUCGAAGUUGAGGAGGUCCACCGCCUCGACCAUGAGACGAUGUUCUCGUACUAUGAGGAGCCGACUUUGUUGGGCAUAUCCCCGCAAGUGGGAUCUGUCGAGGGAGGGACGACGCUCGAUCUUGUUGGGGAGUAUUUCACGUUCUCUAAAACGCUCACGGCAAGCCUUGGAGAUGUGGAAGUUCCCGUUGUAUUUAUCAAUUCAACCUUGCUUCGCUGCGUGACAGUCGCAUCAUCUGCGCAAACGGUUAAGGUUGGCCUCAACGUUGAUGGAGCACGGGGCAUGAAUCAACCAACAUGGCGCUACACCUUCCGCGGCAAACCUCGGGUGGUAGCCAUCGAACCUUCUCGCGGGAGCAUUGCUGGAGGGACCUUGAUUUCUGUACGCGGCGAUGGAUUCGAAGACACGAGGACCAUAGGUUGCAGGUUUGGGCCAAACGGCGAAAAUGUCGUCAAGGGCAAAUUCAUUUCAACCGUAGAGCUCGCAUGUACCACCCCUGUGGCUGCAGACACGGGACCCGUACAGGUGGAAGUGACUGUCGAUGGAAUCGAGUUCAGCGAUAGUGGGCAUCGCUUUACCUACCAUGGAAGCCCUUUGAUCACCUCCGUCAGCACAGCAUAUGGCAAUGCUGUUCUGGCCCAUGGCGGAUAUUUUGUUGAUUCCGAGACCCUUGUCUGCCUCUACGGUGCAUCGAGCGAGUCGCCAGGACGGUGGAUUUCGACUACACUUGUCGAAUGCGCCCCACCAACAUCAGACGUGAUCAGGGCCGUGGGAGGAAGCACCACAACCCUCGCCGUAGGCUUUGGCGGUGCAGAACAGACUGAAGCGGUUGUCUUUGAGCUGGCUCGUCCCUCUAACUUCUCCAGCCUUUCUCCCACUAUUGGCUCGUCAGCCGGAGGAACCAUGGUUUUCUUGCGAGGCACGGGCUUCGUUUUUGGUGGAGAUCUACGCGUUCGUUUUGGUGGUGUCGAAGUUCAAGCCACGUUUUUGAACGAGACGCUAGUUGCAUGCGUUUCUCCGGCCGGGGAGCCUGGCUUCACCGAAGUGGUGCCAAUACUCGGGACCGACGCCUCCGCAACCACUUCGAUUCAGUUCCAGUACGUUCAUGACGUAGAGGUGACAGAUGUUAAAAUAACAUCUAGCGACAUCGUCGGACGUAAAACGGCAGUUGUGAGAGGCGCCAACUUCGUCAGCACCAGUCAAUUACAGUGCAGAUUUGAUGAAAAUAUGCGGGUGCCAGGUAUCUUCAUAUCGGCGAGCGAGGUGUGGUGUGAUGUACCUCCGUUGACCGAGUCUGGACGAACGGCCGUGGAAUUAAGCGUCGACGGCUUCGUGUUUUUGCCAGCCGGAUUUGUGUUCGUGGGCGAAGAGGAGGAAUCUCUGCUCAUGCUUGACCCUUCGAGUGGCCCGGCGGUGGGGGGAACACUUGUUGUGCUAUCUGGUGGGAGCUUUCGGCGCUUUGACGGAGUGGAAUGCUCCUUUGGCCACGCGAGAGUUCCAGCGAUCUGGCUCUCCGAGGGGGAAAUUCAGUGCGAAAGUCCUCCAUGGCAAGAGGUGGAUCAGGUACGUGUGACAGCCUUGGUGGACGGCUACGAAGCUGGUGCUGGGGUGUUUACGUACGAGCAGCAUUUGGUUUUCUCCGUUUUUCCCGAGAAAGGCGAUGAUUCCGGCGGAACGCUCGUUACGAUAUCCGGGCGAGGACUUGACGUGAGCAAGCAGUGGGUUUGUUGGUUUGGUCUGGAGAAAACGCCCGGCGUUGUUGCCGCCGACGGUGAAGGUGGGACUUCUCCCUACUGGUACUUCUACCCACCGACGGUCUCGUUCGUACACCCUCUUGAAGUGGAAACAAGCGGCAGUACACCGUUCGUCGUGACGGUUACGGGAGGAAACUUCGUGGGCUCUGGUCCUCUCUCCUGUCGAAUGAAUGGGACGAUGGUAAAUGCUUUGUGGUUAUCGGGAUCGGUGGUAGAGUGCCCAUUUAUGGCGAUUCUUCCAGGAGAGCACGCUAUCGAGGUGUCCAACAACAUGGUUGAUUUCGUUCUCGCAGGCGUGAUCCUCGUUACAUUGCCAAGUGAUAGCCUCACGGUGAGCACAGGUCACGUCGCUCCUAGCAGGGGCUCUACCGAGGGCGGAACCUCCAUCAAGGUGUUCAACCCAGUCGUGGAACUCCUUGGCUCUGUGCGGCAUUGUAUCCCCGGGGAUCUCGUGUUGAACGCGACUACGUCAAGCAAGCAACAUGUGGAGUGCGUUACGGCAGCUCACGAGGAGGGGACGCCACCUGUGAGUGUCUGCGACUUGUCCGACAGAUGCUCUCAAAGCCAGGGUGAUUUUUCUUUCGUAGAUCCUCCUGUCGCGAAACGACUUGUGCCCAACAUGGGUUCUGUGCACGCAGCGUCAAUGGUCAAGGUGGAGACAUCGAAGGGUUGUGGUCAUGAUCCUGUGGACGUUUGGUGUCGAUUCGACGAUGUUGCUGUACGUGCGUCGUCGGUGCUCGAUGACUCCGUAACAUGUGCCUUUCCGACAAGCGAGGAUGGACUCUUCAACGUGUCCGUGUCGUGCAAUGGGGUCGACUUUUCGGACCCUCUACAACUCAUGCGCUACCCUGAGAUUUUUGUGUAUGACGCGUUUCCCCUUUCGCUUUCAAGCGAAGGGGGAUCAGUCGUUCACGUGAGUGGUCGAGGAUUUCAAAACGUAGCGGACGGAGGAACUGCGGGUCCCAGUCUGCUGUGUUUUUUCGACGAUACGCCAGUACCUGCAGUGUGGGUAUCCGAAGCGUUGGUGCUGUGUCGCUCGCCUCCAAAGGAUCCUGGCAUGGCAGUGCUCAGUAUCUCGACUUUCAUAUACCAGGAGGUGUUAGCAACCGUGAAUGUUUCAUAUGUCGACGGUGGCCAUGACAACAGCAGCUAUAUCCUGAGCCCCACCGCCGGAACCACGGAAGGGGGUACGGUCGUAUCGAUCACCGGGACGAACAGACUUACCGGCCCGGUGCUUUGCCUCUUCGGCGAAGAAGUUACGUCAGCAGUCUCUAUGUCUUCCUUUGAGGUUGCUUGCGUUACACCGAAAGCUUUUGCGCCAGGUCGCGUGGAUGUCAACAUAGUUUGGGCGGACUACAAGGAGGCCGUUGGCGAAUUUGAGUACAAGACAUACGUCCUGCUCUCCAGUGUGCGUCCAGCUGUGAUAGACACUGAUGGUGGCACUCACGUCACUGUUUUCUUGGAGGAAGCUUCUGGCGCUAUACCAGAUGCGGCGAACGUGAGCUGCAGAAUCGGUGAUGACCUGGUGCCAGCCUUGGUGCACCCGACUGGAUUGAGCGUCGUGUGCGUCGCGCCUGCCGGACCGCCAGGACCUGCAGAAAUUGGCCUUUGGAGUGAGGGGUAUCAAACAUCGCGGGGAGACUUGAGGCUGUCGUAUGCGUCUCUGCCGAUCGUCAGCAAGGUGAACCCUGUUGGUGGGCCGUCAGGUGGAGAUUCCCAAGUGGAUGUUUUCGGGCACAACUUUGUCUACUCUCAAGAUCUAGCCUGCUUCUUUGGCAGCGAAAGGUCGACGCACAUGGAGUGGUUGUCAACCUCACAAAUACAGUGCACUAUACCAAAGCUGCUGCCAGGUAUUGCUCAUGUCACGGUUUCGCUCGACGGGGUCCGAUUCAGCGAGCCCUCAAACGCUUCAACGUACGCAGUUCAUCAGGAUAUUGUGCUUGACCGUCUGGAACCAGCCAUGGGACGCGCUACUGGGGGCGCUGUAGUGGCGAUCACCGGCAACAGGAUUCCGCUGACGGGAGGCUUGGAGUGUCUGUUUGGGGAUGUUGCAACGCCAGCGGUCGUACUUAAUCGGACGUCUCUGGAGUGUGUAAGUCCCAAGCUGAGCGUGGGGUUGGUGCAUAUCAACCUGCAAUAUACGGACGGACGAGGGCGAAUGAACAGCGGUGGUGCGCAAGUACGAUUCCAGGUCAUUGCCGAGGAGCCGACCGUUCAAAUCAUGUCACCGAUGUCUGGGCCUGUCGAAGGCACCGCCAUGUGUCGAUUCGGUGACAUUUCUACGAAAGCAGCUUUCCACGCAUCUGGUAUUAUCUGCUCAUCGCCAACCCUCUUGACUCCCCAAAAGGUACUCCUCGAAGUAUCUGUGAAUGGCGCUGAUUUCACUUCGGACAGACACAAAUUUCAGUUCUUUGGGUCCGAUGCUGAAAAUUGGUCAAUUUCUGGGCAUCCAACUUACGGAGACCGAAGGGGCAAUACGGAAGUGGCGGUGCAUGCUGCGCUCGAGACGUUUACGGGCGAAGGGUAUGAAUGCGUUUUCGACGACGAGACCACUCCGGCGCUCGUAACUUCUCCUUCCUCCGUAACGUGCCGUUCGCCGCCGUUCGCCGGGGAGGGCAUCGUGGACCUCCGGGUGAAGUUAGCCGACGGAAAAGGUUUGACCGCGUCAACGCCAUUCGAAGUUUUCCCAGACAUCGAACUCCACUCUUUGAAUCCUGCAUCAGGAUCAUCAGCCGGAGGUUACACCGUAUUCGUGCGUGGGACCGGGUUUGUAGAUACGUCGUUGAUCUGUUGUCGCUUUGGUGGCCGAAGCAUUCCAGCGGAGUUGCUAUCGACGACCGCAUUAAGGUGUGUGGUACCGCCUCGGGUUGGCAAGGACCUGACUACGGUAGUCGUCGAGGUCUCGCACAAUUGUGAGGACUUCUAUGGUACGGGCCUCGACUUCAGCUAUGACCGCGACCUCUCCAACGCCCGGAAUCAGUCUGGGAGUGUUUCCCCCCAUUCCCCUGUGGGUUACAGAAAGAACUUGAUUCGAUGCACGCUGGAAGAGGCUGAGGUCAACUCGUCAGACUCCUGGGAGCAUCGGUCUAUUGCUUGUAUUUCGCUUGUGGACCCUCCUUCCGUCCACCCAGCAGAUCAAAUGGGCCACACUGCAAACAUCAUCCAAGUUUCGCCUUCCUCGGGUCCCGUGGAGGGUGGCUCGAUGGUGGAUAUUUCAGGGUUGGGCGAGGGGUUGGACGAUCACAAAGACAUGGUUUUCUGUAAAUUUGCAGGCGGUGGAAAAGUCGUGCUGGCAAAUGCAUUCCCAUUGUGGCAGCGAGGCACGGUGAGGUGCGUAACUCCACCGUGGCCUACUUCCGGCGCGGUGCUCUUGCAGGUUACCAGCAGUGAUUCAGACGUUCUAACCGCAUCAACGCCAUUCCUGUACUACUCACAGCCUAUUCUCUACGGCAUGUAUCCACUGACGGGGACGACUCAGGGACAGCCGAUGAUUCAUGUUGUGACGAGUGGGACAUCUGUAAUGGCAGACCCAACGUGUGGGUUCUUCGAUGCCAUGAACACCCUUAUUGCCUUCAGUACCGCGGUGUGGACGACGAAGACGGGCGCGUGGUGCCGAACUCCAGUCGCUGAACCUGGGCAAAUGGUCGUCGAAAUAUCUGCGAACGGUGUUGACUAUACACACGGCUCUGGGUUAGUGUUUACGAUCAUCAUGGAACCCAUGGUUCUCGACGUUAGCCCGUUGGUGGGUGCUGCCACAGGUGGCACGGAGGUAGCAGUUCGUGGUACUUCUUUCGGGCUUUCAAACACGGCAGUUUGCAAUUUCGACGGCGCACCAGUCCCUGCAACGAUAGUAAACAACAAUUUGGUGGUGUGUACAGCUCCACCCACCUCACGUAAGCUGCCUGCGACAUCCGAGCAGGUCAACUUCUUUCUGACCCUGAACAGCAAAGAGGUGGGACCUUCCAAUUCCAACACCUUCCCCUUCAGCUACGUCGCCUGCCCCGUGGUGUCAGCAAUAUCUCCAAAAGCUGGGCCCGCAGCAGGCGGAACCAGUAUAUUCGUGGAAGGCGACAACUUUGUCGAUACGGGAAACGGUGUUGAGUGCGUAUUCGGGGCUGACGUCACUCCAGCAACGGUGAUGUCCGUGAACCGGGUUCUCUGUAGUUCUCCACCUCACCACGACGGAGAAAUCGCAGUGGCCGUAAGAAACGACGGCGGCCGGGCCAUCGUUUCACAGCAUGGACCAAGCUUCGUCUACAACUCCUCUCUGCGGAUACCCCCGUCCGCCACGGAGGUACCAUCGACAUCCGCUGACACCGGCUUCAACGAGAUUGACAGUGGAACGUGGAGUAGCCACACUGCGUGCACUACUGGUCGAGACGGGGUGGGCAGGAACUAUGAUGGGAGUGGUUGCGACGUCACACGCGGUCGAGUGGAAUACAUCAGACCUGACAACGGACCACGGGCAGGAGGAACCCCUGUUGUUGUGACGGGACUUUUCUUCGAGGCGAGCGGAGUUUUGACGUGCCACUUCGGCACACAACAAACGCACGGAUACGCCGUGAACACCACACGCUUGGUUUGCUUGGCGCCACCCUCUCGCGAAAAUAAAUCCGUGCUCUUCCAUGUGGCCAGUGACGGCCAGCCUUUGCCGUCAGACGACGUUGUGUACUACUUCGAGGACGCACCUGUCGUAUUACAGCUACAGCCACGAAUUGUGUAUCAGGGUAUUGACAGUACCGACGUCGUGGUGACCGGGGAAGGCUUCCGUAAUGACUCAUCGCUUGCUUGCCUAUUGGGUGACGAGACCAUCGUACGAGCGAAGUUCCUGUCCGACACGUCCGCUGUUUGUUCUAUGCCGCGGAACGUCGGAUACGUUCGGUUGCAGUUGACCAAUAACGGCGUAGACUUCAGCUCAAGCGGGCAUGGCGUUGCUUUCGUUCCCCAGCCCCUCGUGACUGGUAUCGAUCGUUCCCCUGCGUCAUCAUUUGGCGAGGCGGGCGUCCUUUUGUCGGGUUUGCACUUCUUGGACGUUCCUGAGCUUGCAUGCGUUUUCGGAGAACAUGUUGUCCCGGCAGAAUGGAUCUCAGCGGAGAAUGUAUGGUGCAAGCUGCCUGACUUACGUGUGCCAGACCUUGUGGGAGUCACGGUAUCACUCAAUCGCCAGGAGCUACACCGGGGUUCUGCAAACUUCGAGAUUUUAACCCCACCAAGUGUGCUGGUGGAGUCUGCACAACCAGCAUUCGGGCCAUGUCACGGGGGCACCGUGGUCACCAUUGGAGGCAGCAACCUGAGGGGACGAGGAGAAACUGUCUGCAGAUUUGGCAGUGCGGGCGAUGUGGUUGCGCAAGUCAUCAAUACUUCCACCGUCCGGUGCGUUUCACCUGUAAGUCAGGCAGGCGAGAUGCGCAUCCAAGUUGGAACGAGUGAGCAUCUCUUCAGCGCGGCAUCCGUGGCGUUCACGUACGUUGAGGUACCAACGGUCACCAGUUUACAUCCGUCAACAGGCGUUGUGCAUGGUGGGACUCGAGUUACAAUCCUGGGCUCCAACUUUGCCAAUACCACCGAGUUGGAAUGCCAUUUUGGCACUCAAACCGCCCUAAAGGUGGCAUUUGUAUCUGCUGAAGAGGUUGUUUGUGAGACUGCUCCGAGUGUGACGCCAACCGUUGUUCCAGUUACGGUGUCAAUUUUAUCCAAGGUCCUGACCUGA